Symbiodinium natans is the source of this 1245-nucleotide messenger RNA. NCBI's taxonomy places the organism in Eukaryota, Dinophyceae, Suessiales, Symbiodiniaceae. The record is from the annotation of a GenBank genome assembly.
AUGGUCUCCAAUCUGUCCCCCUGCCAGGUUCUUGUGGAAACAUGCCCGCGAUAUGUGCAGGCUUCAAGGUGUUUCAUGUCGGGGGCCCGAGGCUCGAAGACAUGGCAGGAAUGUCCGCACCUCCUCCAACCUCAUCCAAUGCUCGUUUCGGGGAGGAGACCGGCCUGGUGCUGCCGCGGGUCCGUGACCGGGGUCCAGCUGGCGUGGGAGUCCGACUCGGGAACGCGCUGUGGCCCGCCUUGGUUCGGCCGAUAUCAGUUGCUGAUUCACUUAAGUGCACAAUCUUCCGAGUGCCCUGGCAACUGUGUGCUGCACUGUGGUAAAUGUUUGAGGAUGUUGGGUGGAUGUUCAUUUGCAGCACCUUUGACCUUCGAGUCUCUGCGGCUGUCUGGCUGCUGGGCACGUCUGGAGAACCGCAUGCGUCAUGGGGGUCCGAAUGACAGGUUUCUGGUCGCUGCGGCCUUGGCUAUGGCUGCAGACUUCGGGUUCGGCUUCCGUUUGCAAACCAGCGUGAGCUGGUUUCCCUACGCGGACAUGGGUGGGAUUUUCUCGAGGCUGCCUUGUACGCACUGGCAUGGCAGGGCCAUGGGACUCGACCCCAUCAUUGGCAGCCCGAGCCACAUGCGCUACGAGGAGCCUCGCCUACCCACCGGUGCAACGGCGGUGAUGGUCCACGGCUACUUCCAGAACUUGCGCUACUUUUGGCACCACAUGGAGCUGGUAAGGAGAUAUCUCCUCCCGACAAGCCUGGCAGAACGAGCUCAUGCCCUGUUCCUUCGAUGGCGGCAAGCGCAGCAUGUAAACCCAGCUGCGAGCACGCUGGCCAUCCAUGUGUACUUCCGCAAGGCCACGCGCAUAGCAAAGGCGCGGAUCAGGUGGCUGCACCGCGCAGACAAGAACAUCCACUGCGUGUUCUUCUCCGACGAGCCGGAGCGGCUUAAGUCCGGCUGGGCCACAGAAGUUUGCGCCAGGCACAGCUUUUUCGAGGAGCCGGUACGGGACGAUCUGGUGUUGGCCGUCCUGGCCGUCUGCUGCUCUGGGAUCGUGAUCAGUGCCUCCACCUUCAGCUGGUGGGCUGCGGCGCUGAGCGGCUACCAGGUGGUGGUGGCGCCGGGGAUGGCUGCGCAACCCUGUGCAGUGGAGAACUACACCUUGGCCCACAUUCCUGGCUGGUUGCGAAUUGCUAUCCCUUGCGACCACAAAAAAGCACAUGAGCUGUGGGUUGAGACCUCCACGGUGCCUUAA